UGCCUCAAUCUCUGCGCGAAGCCAGGGUUAAGAGACGGGUCAAUUUCUUGAGUAGGACUGAACUUGUAGAUUCUACUGGCAAACCUAUUGCAGUGGGCGAAGCCAAGGGUGUGGCCACCGCCGAGUAAUACCACCAUGUCUCUGAUUGUGAAUCCUUUUUUGCUGAAGGGGGCAUACAUGGUGUCGAAAUCCACUUUCUCAUCGACUAGGUUAUGGUCCACAUUUUUUGCUAUGGAGACACGGCUGUCUUUUUUUCCCAACAUGAGUUUGUACAAGGGGCCACCUGUUUGCUUGAUUAGGUGGCGCGUGGCAGCCGCGAGAAUGUCAGAGCAAGAGACGACGCCAGGGCAGGAGAGCUCCAGAGCCGUCUUGACACGGACAAUGACAUCAAAGGCAUCACCAGGAAGGUCAAGAUUGAGUGGAUUUUCUCUUUCAGUAGGGCCGUCCGCACCAGGGUUGAGGAGGACGGAUCCAUCACAGCCUUCAACAAAGCAGUCAUGGAAGUAAACGCGUAGGGUGGCUGCUGCUGUUGUUGGAUUAGAUUGUUGCUUAGGGGUGAUGGUUUCCAGCAGAAUCUUAUCAAAACUAGGACAUGUUUUUGCAUAGUAGUCCUCGCU
Molecule: messenger RNA, 617 nt
Organism: Daucus carota subsp. sativus
Lineage: Eukaryota; Viridiplantae; Streptophyta; Magnoliopsida; Apiales; Apiaceae
Exons: 1
Source: RefSeq, a predicted model, not a curated record